Dichotomopilus funicola is the source of this 1074-nucleotide messenger RNA. RefSeq names its product GHMP kinase. The transcript is spliced from 3 exons. Gene Ontology annotation, molecular function: homoserine kinase activity; ATP binding. Gene Ontology annotation, biological process: L-threonine metabolic process. NCBI's taxonomy places the organism in Eukaryota, Fungi, Ascomycota, Sordariomycetes, Sordariales, Chaetomiaceae. Bases 1 to 1074 code for a protein of 357 amino acids. The record is from RefSeq and is a predicted model, not a curated record.
AUGGCACCCACCGAGUCUUUCGUCAUCAAGACGCCCUGCUCCAGCGCCAACAUCGGCCCCGGGUUCGACGUGAUCGGACUGGCGCUGUCCAUGUACCUGGAGCUGCACGUCACCAUCGAUCGUUCCGUCGCCAAAUCGGACCAGCCACUCAACUGCCGCGUCACGUAUGAGGGUGAGGGCGAGGGCACCGACGAGAUCAGCCUCGACCCCCAAGUCAACCUCAUCACCCGCGUCGCCCUGUACGUCCUGCGCUGCCACGACCAGCGGAGCUUUCCCGCCGAGACUCAUGUGCACAUCAAGAACCCCAUCCCGCUCGGCCGCGGCCUCGGCUCUUCGGGUGCGGCUGUCGUGGCUGGUGUGAUGCUGGGGAAGGAGUGCGGCGGCCUGCAUGAUCUGACGCCAGAGCGGCUGUUUGACUUUUGCUUGAUGAUUGAACGUCAUCCCGACAACGUAGGCGCGGCUCUGUUCGGCGGUUUCGUCGGCACGUACCUUAAGCCACUGGCCCCCGAGGAUGUGGCUCGCGUGGAGAUCCCUCUCAGCGAAGUUCUUCCCGCUCCCGCUGGCGGCAUCGACACCGGCGCGAAACCACCUUCACCACCCAAUGGUAUCGGUCACCACAUCAAGUUCCCCUGGGCCUCCCAAAUCAAGGCCGUGGCUAUUAUCCCGGAGUUUGAGGUGCCCACCGCAAAGGCUCGCGAGGUGCUCCCUGCGCAAUAUCCGCGGCCCGACGUGACCUUCAACCUGCAACGCAUCGCCCUACUUCCCGUAGCACUAGGCCAGUCGCCUCCCGACCCGGAACUCAUCUACCUAGCCAUGCAGGACAAGCUGCACCAACCGUACCGCCAGACCCUGAUCCCCGGGCUGAGCGAGAUUGUCCAGUCCAUGACGCCCGGUACCCAACCUGGCCUACUAGGUGUGUGCCUGUCCGGCGCCGGGCCGACCAUCCUAGCGUUGGCGACCGAAAACUUCUCCGAGAUCGCCGAGCGCAUCAUUUCUAAGUUCAGGGAGAACAAGAUUGUUUGCAAUUGGAAGGUGUUGGAGCCAGCCGAAGGGACGACGGUGACUCGGGCGUAG